GUGACCGCGUGUCUGCGUGUUUUCUCAUCUGGGUAGUGUGCAGCGUCUGUGGUUCUGUGCUGUGUGUUCCUAAAUAAUAAUCAUCAUUACAAUAAUAAUCACACGAUAACGCGAUAGCGGCAAUAAUAAUAGGGAGGGGCGGGGUGAAAACACACAUAGCAGAACAAUUAAUAUACAUCCAUAUACGUAUGUGCGUACUCGAGGAUGUGGUACAUAUAUGUGUAUUUAUGACGUGUGUUUUAAUUGUGUACACAGAUUAUCGUGGGUAAAUAGUAGAGGCUGGAUAAACGAUUCACGUCAAAUUAUUCGUGCGUGUAAGAAGAAAAUUUCUAACAGGCAGCAUAUAUCCGAGGCGACUAAUUUCGCAAGCGACAAAGAUUGAGGUUAUAAUACCAUCGUUGAUCAUCGAUGAACCGUUCGUGAAAGCACGCGUCGCCCUUUAAUUCGAUUCGAGGUGUCAUUGGAAAAAUAAUGGACUUUAAAUGAUCGCCUCGGAAUGGUGCUGUUCCGUCGUCUCGACGAUGACGACGAUGAUCGGGAGGAGCGAUUUGUCGACGCGCGGUGGCGAUUGCUAAUGAUAAUCAACUAAUCAACUGCUAAAAAAACAAGAGAAACCAACAACUAUAAACUACCCGAGUGAAUAGUAAACAUAUCCAAUAAAGACAUUGAACAGACAAUCUUUUAUAAAAUCGCGUAUUCUCUUCCUUCCUUCUUCUUUUUAUUUCUUUAUAUCUUCUUCCUCUUCUCCCUGCCGCCUCUUUUCCGCCUCUGAUAAACUAAACGAGGCAUGCACCUCGAUAAUUGAAUAGCGGCAGGAGGGGAGGACGCACCUGACGCGGAUGUUCGUCGUCGAAACGAUUCCGUCGAGAAUUUGAAUUAACGGAAAUUGGGCUGUAAUCGGUUGUAAAAAGAGCUAACUACGAGGAGAGGGGGAAAAUUUGAAUAAAAUUGACAUCGAACAGGAAUAAAAAGAAGAGAAUAAACAAUAUAAAAGAGGAGGAAGAAAGAGGGCGAAACAGAAGGCGCGAAGAAACAACGACGGACUUCUUAUUUUCGGGCAGCCGUAAAAACGACUGCGAAAUAAACGCCGGCGUACCUGGCUUAGCUGUAGUGUUGUUCUCUCACUCUACACGUUGACGACGCCGCCGCCGCGACGCGCGAUUACUACUGCCAAAAUGGAAGAGCAAAGCGUGCACAGCAGUACCAGUGAUAUAAAUAGUGAAGAGGCGGCCACCACCGAACCUCUGAUUAUACCGAGAAAAAAACGAAUAUGUCUCGUCGGAAGCACGGGAGAAGAUCCGGCCCUCGGAGCUGCUGCUCAACAAUUCAGUGUUCCUGUACUGAAGUCGGAACGAGGGACGGAGUACGUGGAAGACACAACUUACUGCACUUAUUACAUACUGAGCAAAUUCGAGGGUGCAGAGUACGACUCUCUCCACAAAACAGCUCACAGAAUACUGGGACCAACGGCACUUCUCCAAUUGGCGGAGAAGAAGGAGUCCUUGCCAAGUAUCAACAGGCCGAUGUACACCCAAUCGAUGCUAGGAACGAUUGUCGUUUUCACCGGUUUUAGAAAAAAGGAAGAACUGACCAGACUGAUAAACAUGAUUCACAGCAUGGGUGGCAGUAUAAGGAAGGAUAUGGGAAACAAGGUGACACACCUUAUCGCCAAUUGCUGUGGCGGCGACAAAUACAGGUACGCCAUUACCUUUAGGAUUCCAAUUAUGUCCUUGGAUUGGGUGACCGAACUUUGGGAGGCGAGGGACGACGUUGCCAGCAUCAGUUCAAACGACAAACUGAUCGCAGAUCACAAGCUCAAACCAUUCUUUGGAGCGAAGGUGUGUUUUUUUGGUUUUCCUGACGACGAAAAGAAGCAUAUGUGCGAAGUGCUUCAACAACAAGGCGGGGAACCGGCUGAAAUCGAUGAUCCAAACUGCACGCAUGUGGUUGUCGAUGAAUCCAAUGUUAAUUCGCUGCCCGACUUGGCCUCUGUAAGAGCUCACAUAGUAAAGGCUGAAUGGUUUUGGACCUCGGUUCAAAAUGAAGGCGCCGCAUAUGAGAAAGAUUACCUCUUCGAAGAUUAUUUGGAGUCUGUAUUGUCUCCGAUGGCGAUGGCGAGGAGGGACAGCCAGGCAGCAACGCCCAGAACCGCUUCGACGAAAAGAAAGCGCAAGAGAAUCGCAGAAACUUUAUCUAGUCUAGUACAAAAUGGUGCCGAUUCGCCGGCAGUUCAUAAACGACGGUCAAGUAUCAGUGACGCUGGUCUUCUCAGCGUUAGCGGCAGCUUUCUUGACUGCACUUCGAGUCCCGACAAACAAUUAGAUGCAAUUCCAGAGGUUGAAGCGGCGAGCACAGAAGCGGGAAGGAAAAAUCUCUCGCCUAGGCAUCAAGUUUUCUUAGAACUAGUUACAACGGAGUCAAACUACGUGGGAAUUCUCAGCACGAUAAUGACGCUCUUCAAAGAACCACUCGAGGACUUGAUAGAAAUGAGCGGCGAAUUGUUGAACAGCACCGAAGCGAAGAUAAUAUUUGGCAACUUUCCACCGAUUUACGAGGUGCAUAAAAAGAUGCUCGAGGAGCUCAGGUAUAACGCUUCACACUGGGCCGAAGACGUCAGCAUAGGAAAUAUAUUUUUAAAGUACGCGCCUGAUUUAGUCAAGGCGUAUCCACCGUACGUUAAUUUCUUUGAGAAUACUAAAGAAAUGCUCGAUCAGUGCGAUCAGAACAAACCGCGCUUUCACGCCUUCCUCAAAAUAUGCCAAACCAAGCCUGAAUGCGGCAGGCAGAGCCUUAAGGAACUUCUUAUCAAGCCCGUUCAGAGGCUGCCCAGUAUUAGCUUAUUGUUAAACGAUAUUCUUAAGCACACAAGUAAAAGCAAUCCUGACCACAGUGCGUUGGAAUUGUCGAUAAGUAGUAUAAAAGAAGUUAUGACUUACAUAAACGAAGACAAGAGAAAAACGGAGGGACAAUUAGUGAUGUUUGACAUAUUCAACGACAUUGACAAUUGUCCGGCUCAUUUGGUAUCAUCGCAUCGUUCUUUCAUUGGAAAAUGCGAGGUGAUGGAAUUGGGAGAAGGUUUGAGCGGGCGAGGCGAUCAUCUCGUCUUGUUCCUCUUCACCGAUACUUUGGAAAUAUGCAAGAAACGGUCGAAGGCUUUUAAUUCCCUGAAAAGUCCGAAGGAAGCCAACGGUCUGCAUCCCACUAAACUUAGCCAAGGAAAACCGUACAAACAUAUCAGAAUGCUCUCCCUCAGCACGAUAAAAAAGGUCGUCGAUAUUCGCGAAACUGACGAAUGUCACAAGGUGUUCGCGCUGAUGGUGAGGAGUAAUCAAGAAUUGAAGGAGAAAUUAUUUUCAUUUACGAUAACUGAUGAGGAAGUAAAUAAAACUAAUUACCUCAGAACACUCUGCAGGCAAAUGGCUAAUUCCGUUUGCAAAGCAGACGCAGACACAUUUUUAAUCAGUUUGGAUUCUCAUCAGCUUGAAAUUGACACGAGUGAUGUAGCCUUAGGAACUUUAAGUAAAGCAUUUAAGAGCCUAUUUCAUAACUUUUACCUGGAGUAUAUGGACCCGUAUGUGUUCCUACUCAAUAGCAUGUGUGAAACCACGUUACAUGUCCCACUGCCGUUUGCUUCACGUACAAGGAUGAAAGUCGGAAGGGCAUUUAGUUUUAACAAAACACCGAGUAAACUGAAAAGAGCGAUGUCGACGAUGAUGUCGCCGUUUGGAUCGACCAACAGCCUCACGCCUGCCAGCCAACAACUUGCCCAGAUGCGGUUAGCCAGCUGUAAUAACAUUAACGAAUUAGGUAACGGCGGUUCAGGAUCGCCAACGAGAGACGAAGUAUUGGUAGCUCCUAUGUCUGUACAGCCGACGAGAAAGGCGAAAUGCAGUUCGCUCAGCAUGGCGUCGUUGAGAAGAAACUGUUCAGAGGAAGUUGUUCAGGACAAGUCCGAGCUCUGAGAAUCACCAACGGUGCUGUACAUUUGACGAAAAUUAUCAUCAAUGAUAGCUGCAAACGAGAACGACAACGUUGAGUUAUAUCCGAUGCAUGAACAUACAUACCUCUUAAAUAUUACUAGACCGUAAAAAUAAUAAUAGUUAUAGUGGUAAUAAUAAUAAUAAUAAUAAUAAUGAUAAUCGAAUUUUGUCGCAUUAUGAAUACAGAGAGAAAAUAUCACUAAACGCGAAAAAAGGAACAAGGAAACUGAGAAUAUAAAUAUAUAUGAAAGUAAUUUGAAAAAAGAUCGAAUCACAAAUGAAGACAAUCACGAAUGAUGAUAAUAAUUAUUACCAUUAUUUAGUUUCAUCGAUAUUGUUAUUAUUAUUAUUAUUAUUAUUGUUAUCAUUAUCGAAGUUACCUGUAGUUAUCGCGGAAAAUAAUAGUAAUAUGAACUUCAACGACAGGCAAGACAAGGGAAGGAAUGAAAUAAUAAUCGUUAUAAAAAAAAGAGCAAUUUGUAAUAAUUUAUUGUUUGUAAGAUACAUUGGAAUAUUGAUACAGUAUAUACAUAGUGUGUAUUAUAUAUUAUAAUGAUGAUGUAUGUACAUAUAAUAGCUCUGACCCGGUGUUGAAUAUUUACAAUUAAAAUUGAUAACCAUAGCCUGCUUAUAGUUUAUAAUAUGGUAAUGAUGAUAAUGAAUGGAUAAAUAUAUAGAUUAAUUACAUACCGAUGAGCGUAAUGAACGGCAGCCUUGUGUGAUAUUGUUUCUAUAAUAAGUAUGUAGUUUGAGAAAUGUUGUACGACGACGAUGAUGAUAGUAAUAAUGAAGAUAAUAAAGAAAA
Diprion similis is the source of this 4785-nucleotide messenger RNA. It is a transcript of the gene pbl, whose product is annotated as protein ECT2. Lineage: Eukaryota; Metazoa; Arthropoda; Insecta; Hymenoptera; Diprionidae. Gene Ontology annotation, molecular function: GTPase activator activity; guanyl-nucleotide exchange factor activity. The coding region runs from base 1176 to 3962 and encodes 928 amino acids. The transcript is spliced from 18 exons. Gene Ontology annotation, cellular component: nucleus; cell cortex. Gene Ontology annotation, biological process: activation of GTPase activity; regulation of cytokinesis, actomyosin contractile ring assembly; intracellular signal transduction. The record is from RefSeq and is a predicted model, not a curated record.